Molecule: messenger RNA, 1238 nt
Organism: Osmia lignaria (orchard mason bee)
Lineage: Eukaryota; Metazoa; Arthropoda; Insecta; Hymenoptera; Megachilidae
Product: odorant receptor 10-like
Biological process (GO): sensory perception of smell; detection of chemical stimulus involved in sensory perception of smell
Cellular component (GO): plasma membrane
Molecular function (GO): odorant binding; olfactory receptor activity
Source: RefSeq, a predicted model, not a curated record
UUCAAUGAAUAGACAUGGCGACCAUUGAACCGACUAUCAAACAAGCAGACCUUGAGAAUCUGAGCGAUCACAAUCUCCAAUUGAAUAAAUGGUUGCUAAAACCAAUUGGAGCCUGGCCAAGAUCAUCCACUAGUACAAACAUGGAGACAAUCAGUUCAUUAAUCAUGAUCUCAGUUUGUUACUUCUGCAUAGUGAUCACCGUAGUUCCUAGUAUAAUGUACAUGAUUCUAGAUGACGAUGUGAUUGACAGGAAGCUGAAGGUGGUUGGUCCACUGAGCCACUGGUUCAUUGGAGGAUUGAAUUAUACGACGUUGCUGAUGCGUAGCAAAGAGAUACAAUUUUGUAUGAAUCAGAUGAAAAGAGACUGGCGAGCAGUGACGAAAUUGAAGGAUCUACAAAUGAUGAUAAAGGACGCGCAAUUCGGUCGUUACGUGGUAGUCUUUUGCGCAGCCUUCAUGCAAGUCGGCGUUUUGUGCUUUUGUGUAGUUAAAGCGUUCACCGAAGAGAUUAUUCAUGUUGGAAACGAAACUAGGAUUUCGCAUAUGCUUCCAUGUCCGGCUUACAAGAAGCUGAUACUAGCCUACACCAGUCCCGUAAACGAGAUCUUCUUUGUCGUUCAAUUUUUCUCCGGUUUCGUUGCAAAUUCAACUGCUGCUGGUGCUUUCAGUUUUGCUGCAGUAUUUGCGGUUCACGCAUAUGGUCAAUUGAAUUUGCUGAUGAUGUGGAUCCAGGAACUUGUAAAUCGAUCGGAGAAGUACAAUAAGAGAGUCGAUUUGAAUGAAAUUGGUGUUAUUGUGGAAAAUCAUCUGAAAAUUUUGAAUUUUAUAUCGCAUAUUGAAAAUAUAAUGAAUAUGAUAUGUUUUAUGGAAUUAUUCAAAUGUACAGUGUGUAUAUGCAUGCUUGAAUACCACAUCCUCAUGGAUUGGGCUGUUCGUGAUUUUCAAGCUGUGAUGAGUUAUAUCGUUAUACUUUGUUCCAUGUCGUUUAACAUCUUUAUAGUGUGCUAUAUCGGUGAGAAACUAUCAGAUCAGUGUAACAAAGUUGGUGAAGCAGUCUAUAUGACAAAUUGGUAUUAUUUACACAAUAAAGACAUCCUCAACCUAAUAAUGAUCAUUUCAAGAGCCAAUGUGGUAACCAAAAUUACUGCUGGAAAGAUACUUCACAUGUCAUUUAACACAUUCGCUGGUAUGAUGAAAACUGCUUUUGCGUAUUUAAAUGUAUUACGACAAACGUUAUAA